Molecule: messenger RNA, 14935 nt
Organism: Epinephelus moara (kelp grouper)
Lineage: Eukaryota; Metazoa; Chordata; Actinopteri; Perciformes; Serranidae
Gene: ncoa1
Product: nuclear receptor coactivator 1
Exons: 22
Coding region: 877-5421 (1514 amino acids)
Biological process (GO): cellular response to hormone stimulus; positive regulation of transcription by RNA polymerase II
Cellular component (GO): nucleus
Molecular function (GO): nuclear receptor binding; protein dimerization activity
Source: RefSeq, a predicted model, not a curated record
AGAGAUUGGAAAUGGCGGAGAGCAGAGACCAAAGCGAUAACUUGGGUUUGCAAACGCGAGUGCGCCGUCAUUGAAACGCAGAUACCACCCACAAGUCAUCCUCGGAGUUCCUUACGGUUCGCCACUGCCGAUGGGAUAUAAGUCGGACGCAGCGACAAAGGGAUUUUCGGAACAAGGUUUGGAUUUAGCGAGCUGGUUAGCUAGCUAAGCUAACCGUGCUAGCAAGCCUGGCGUUAGCUAGCUCCAAGUCGUGUGUGUGAUUUUAACUACGCAGGCUUGUUUGUCAACAUAAGCUGACGUUAAAUUGCUAGCGAGCCAGCUAACACGCAACUUUUCUUUGCCCGGUUUCCAAGCGAACCCACUCGGGUUUACAACAUGUUUGCCACAGCUCACCGCAAAAUUAUUAACCCUAAGUAACAGUGGAUAAAAAAAAGUCAAGACAUCUGACUAUCCUUGACUCGAGCAGGCAGUAAGUUAAGCUGGUUAGCUAAAGUUAGCUAACUGGCUUGUUUCACGCAAGCUGCCGUCUGCAUGGGAAUUAAUCAUCCAGCGUGACAACUUACAGCAGGACCCCGUGGGCUCUUUCUCUUUAUAUACAAGUUAAACGGACGACUAAACAGUCAGAGGCCAACAGGCUUCUCCCCGCACCUGGGAUGGUGCCAUGUGACAGAGCGGCCGUGGAGCCAUAACCCAGCCACCACUACUGCUCCAUCACUUUGACUCCAAGCUGUUUGGCCACCACUGAUCUCGCCGCCCGCCCCCCUCCCAGUCGCCCCUGCCUCCCUUUAUCUUUGCUCUGAGCCCUGGACAAGGCCGACCACAGCCAACACAUGACUCACCCACUGGAGCCCUAGAUCAAGUCAGUUAAAGCUGAAAAUGAGUGCAGUAGGGGAAAAUCCCCUGGACCCUGCCACGCCAGAGUCACGCAAGAGGAAGGGCUCACCAUGCGACACAUCAGGGCAAAGUGUGGAGAAGCGGAGACGGGAGCUGGAGUGCCGCUACAUCGAGGAGCUGGCUGAGCUGCUGUCAUCCAACAUGGGCGACAUUGCCAGUCUCAGUGUCAAGCCCGACAAGUGCCACAUCCUCAAGAGCACCGUGGACCAAAUCCAGCAGAUGAAACGGCGUGAGCAGGAGAAAGCGGCUCUUCUGUCUCCCGAUGAUGAGGUGCAGAAGAGCGACAUCUCCUCCAGUAGCCAGGGGCUGGUGGAGAAAGAGGCACUGGGGCCCAUGCUGCUAGAGGCCCUCGAUGGGUUUUUCUUCGUCGUCAACCGGGAGGGCCGCAUCGUCUUUGUUUCUGAGAACGUGAUGAGUUACCUUGGGUACACCCAGGGCGAGCUGAUGACCUCAAGCGUCUACAGCAUCCUCCAUGUGGGAGACCACAAUGAAUUUGUUCGCAAUCUGCUGCCCAAAAGCCUCGUGAACGGUGUGCCGUGGCCACAGGAACCUGGCCGAAGGAACAGCCACACCUUUAACUGUCGCAUGCUGAAGAGGCCACCGGACGAGCUGGAUUCAGAAAAUCCGGAGGCUCGGCAGCAAUAUGAGAUCAUGCAGUGUUUCACCGUGUCCCAACCACGGACCAUGCAGGAGGAGGGAGAGGCUUACCUGCAAUAUUUCAGACUGAUCCGCUGUGAGCAAAUGCCGAAAUGCCCGUUGUCUGGUUUUACUGAUCUUGUGUGUGUGUGUGUGUGUGUGUGCUGCUCUCCUCCAGGGAAGAUCAUCUCCAUAGAAACUAGUGCUUUGCGAGCAACAGGCCGGCCUGGCUGGGAGGACCUGGUCAGGAAGUGCAUCUACGCUUUCUUUCAGCCGCAGGGCAAAGAGCCCUCCCACGCCAAGAAGCUGCUGCAUGAGGUGAUGACCCACGGCACCGCCAUCAGCCCGUUGUACCAUUUCACGUUAAGUGAUGGCACCCCGCUCAGCGCUCAGACCCGCUGCAAGUUCUGCUGCCCCCCCAACCCUGACGUACAGCCCUUCAUUAUGGGCAUUCACACUAUUGACAGGGAACACAACACUGCUAGCUCUCAGGAAAACACUAACCCCAGCCUUCCACCGACCCUCGGCAGCCUUGCCCAAACUCCCUCCCGCUCUCCUUCCCUUCCUCCCGGCAGCAACUGGACCCAAGGCUCAGGCCUCGCCUCCUCGGGCCUUCACCCCAACAACAUCAACACCUCCCCCCACGGACAUAAUCCAGCCACACCCACAGGCUACCUGACGCCCAAUCGGACCUGUCCCCAGCAGGUCAACAGCCCCUCUCCUUUGAGCAGCCCACUCACAGCCACCCCUACCUCUUUUAUGUCACCCAGGAUGCCACGGGCCAGUCCUGGGUUAGGGGGAAGUCCUCGGGUACCGGGGAACCCCUUCUCUCCUUCCACACCAGGCCUCCACUCCCCAGCCGGGGAACUAAGUAGUGGAGGCAGCCUCAACAGGCAGCAGUCCGGCGGCGAUGGUAGUAGUGGCGCCAGCGGUGGGUCAACGGGGUCCUUCUCCCUGUCCUCUCCUGUCCUACAGAGACAAGCCAGUACACCCACCGGCUCCUCUACUCGGCCUCCAUCUGCAAAAGAGGGAGAAGGAGGGGGAGAGGACUCUGGUAAAGCCCCCCUUCCUUCUGCCUCCCAGCUGGGUAACCCCAGACUCAGUCAGCUCCUGGAUAGCAAUGGGACGGGAGCUGAAUCCAACAACAACAGAAUCCACUGCACCUCAUCACCUCAUCCUCCGAACCCUCCUCCCGCCCCUCAGUGCCCUGCCUCACACAGUACUCUAACGGAACGACACAAGAUUCUGCACCGGCUGCUGCAGGACACCAGUCCCAAUGACACCUCCACCACCAGCGAGGAAGGACUAAACAAAAAUGACAUUGAGAUCAAGAAGGAGCCGCCUGCCAGUCCGGCUCUGACCGCAGCACCUCCAAAGUCCGGCUCCGGCUCCGGCUCCAGAGAGCCACAGGACCAUCAACUACUCCGAUUUCUCCUGGACACAGACGAAAAGGACCUGGGGGACCUGCCACCUCCAUCUGCUCUCAGCCUGCAGACGGUUAGAGUAAAAGUGGAGAAGAGAGCCAGCGUGGAUGGAGUGCCGUGUUCGGGGUCUGCCGCUGCAGCAGGAGGUGCAUCCAAACCUGCGGGAGUUUGCAGCAGCUCGGCGUGCAUCAGCCCAAAAUCGAGCCCCAUCGGAGAGAACCGUCGAGACAGCCGCAGAGACAGCCGAGACUCCACGAUGUCUGGUGGCCCUGUUGACAUGGACCCUCUCACCCAGCUGCUGCCUGGCCUGAGAGGCCCGAGUGGGGCCAAGCAGGGCAGCGAGGAUUCAUCCACCCCUGGAGGAGGCCCCCAGCUCCACUCUCCAGCCCCUCAGCCCCCAGCUCAGCUCCAGUCCCCCUUGCCUCAGCUCCAGUCCCCUCUGUCCCAGCCCCAGUCGCUUCCCCAGCUCCACUCCCCGUCGCCCCAGCUCCACUCCCCUUCCCCCCAGCUCAAACUGCAGUCACCCACUCAGCUCCAGCCCGGUGAGGCCAGCACUCCCCGCAAUGUAAAUGUGAAGAGAGAGCCUCCAGGCACUCCUAACAGAGGACUCAGUGAUGGCGGCCCGCCCUCCGGCUGCAGCCUCCAGAGUCAGUCAUCCUUUGACUUCUGCAGCCCCCCGACUCCAAGCCAGACACAGACCCAGGGCCAAGGAGACCCCUUCCAGACCCCGAAAGACAGCAGCCCCUUUCCAGAGGCAGAAAUUAUCAACCCAUUCAGUUCAAGCACUGGCCUGUCCAAGAUGGAUGUGGGAGAAUCCCAGUUCCAGCCUCUGGCUCUGUCUGACACUUUGUCCUUCGAUGGUCUUGGAACCCCUUUACAAGCUCCCUUGGCAUCACCACAAGAGCAGUGUGUGCCCUGUACGCUGGAUGAAGUGCUGGGCCCUCCGACAACCCCCGAGGGCCGAAACGAUGAGAAAGCUCUGUUAGAGCAGCUCGUCUCCUUCCUGAGUGGGACUGAUGAGAGUGAACUGGCUGAGCUGGAUAAGGCCCUGGGUAUCGACAAACUGGUGCAGGGUGGCUGUUUUGACCCCUUGCCUCAAAACUUCCCGACCCAGCAACCCACUGCCACCCCAGGUUCCAUGGACCCUAAACUCCCCACCUACCCUUCCCAAUUCACACCAGCUCCACAAGCUCAGUUUCCUCCAGAGCUGGCCACGGUGGUGGGGCCACAGGGCCUGGGAUUCGGAGCCCCCCGAGCGGCUUUUCCCGGCAGCACGGCGGGCGUCGGGCUGAGGCCGGGCAUGACGCGACCGCAGGGGAUCGGCACUCAGCUCAGGCUGCCACCCAAUCAGCUGCGCCUGCAGCUGCAGCAGAGGCUGCAGGGCCCACAGCAGCUCCAGAACAGGAUGGCAGGCAUGAAUCCGUUUCCUGGAGGAGCCCAGCAUGUGAACAUCGGGAUUCGUCAGGGGGUCCAACAACCUCAGAUGCCCUCUCAGCAGCCUCCGCUGAAUGCCCAGAUGCUGGCCCAGCGUCAGAGGGAACUCUACAGCAUCCAGCACCGUCAGCGCCAGCUUUUCCAGCAGAAGGUCAUGCUGAUGAGACAGAACAUGGCGGGCGCUCCGACUGGAGCCGUGGGGCCCAUCGGAACUGCCAGGGUCCCGAAAGGUCCCCCAACAACGCCUCAACAGCAGCAGCAGCAGCAACAGCAGCAGCAGUUCAACUUCCCACCAGGGUACAACCCGUUGACGGGAAAAUCCCCUACCUCACCAAGUCACUUCAGCCCCAUGACCGGGGGCCCCCUGGACAACAAGCUGCCCGGCAGAGUUCCCCUGAAUAACCAGACGCUGUUGGGCGGCGUGCAGGGCCAGUUCAGCAGCACCGUGAACUCCUCAUUGCAGCAGGGCCUGUUUCAGCAGUUUGGAGGGUCUGCCAUCACCCAGCCAGACCCAUCUUUCCCUCCUGAGAUGAGCCCGACCAGCCCAUUGUUGUCACCUCAGAACUCCACCUCCCAGAGUCCUCUGCUUCAGCAAGCCCCACCCCCUGGCUACCAGUCACCAGAAAUGAAGAGCUGGCAACAGACAGGCAUGGGCAGCAACAGCCUGUUUAGUCAGUCAGGACAGAGUGCAGGGCAGGCUUUUGGCCAGCAGGGGGUUUACAACAAUAUGAGCAUCACCGUCUCCAUGGCCGGGGGCUCGGGUGGUGUCGGCUCAUUACCUCCCAUGGGGCAGCCGGUUGGCAUGAGCAACAGUAACCUCAGCAACGUCGGUUCAGUGUGCAGCGACCAGCAGGUGCAGCAGGUUCAGGUGUUUGCGGACGUCCAGUGCACAGUGAACCUGGUUGGCAGUGACUCCUACCUGAACCAGGGCUCUAUCGGAGCCACGGCCUCCCAGAAGGGCCCCGGACCGCAGGGCUCCCAGAACAACCAGGCCCAGCAGAAGAGCCUCCUCCAGCAGCUGCUCACCGAGUGACAACCCACAACCCUGUUCAGCUAUCCUAUACUCCCUCUACUUCUCACUUCUACGCCUCCUCCUCGGAGGUCGGUGCACCAGACCCAUUGCUGUCUCUGUCUCACCUUUUGGAUGGAUGGAUGGAUGUUUGGACGACCAUACGAGUAGGCUCGGAGGGGUUUGGCUGCUGGUGGAGUUAUGCAGCCUGCCCAUGUCUGUGCGGAGGGGAUUCAGGGCUGGUUGUCUUACCGCCCAGUACUUUAAGAAAAGACUCAAGUCAGAAGGAGCAGCAGUGUAUUUAAACCUGCCUGUCUAAUCUGUCUGACAACCUGUCUGUCUGCCUCAGCCUAUUAAAGGCAGUGUUGUCUUGCUGCUCAUUCCUUGGUGACCUACUUCCUGCUUCCUGACCCAAGAAAACAACUGCGACAUCAUUGUAGAUUUGCCAAGUUGUCGUCACUGUCAAAUCAGGGCCGGCCUCCUUUUCUUUUUCUUUUUUUUUUUUUUCUUUCGUUUUUUUGUUUUGUGAUGGGAUGGUUUCUGUCAGGCCGUCGCAGCAGCAGCAGUGCAUCUUGGGAGCAUGAGUUGCAGCAUACAGCUGAGCUCAUCGUUUAAAGUGUGGGAGUAUCCCACACAGCAGUACCUCUGGCUUUUUAUUUUUGUUUGUUUUAUUUUGUUUCAUUUUGUUUUUUCCUCUACCUGUCUCUCAGCGAUGUGGGAAUGUUAAGGUUUCAGACCUCUGUGGCAUUGUGGGAUAGAAGCUCAGUAUCAGCUGGUUCUGUGACUGUCUCUCUCUAUCAGCUACAGUGCCUGGUGGAAGUUUGAGUUUUUCCCAAGCUCUGCUUCUUCUUCUACAUAUUAUUCUAUUACGUCUUCUUGUUUUUAUUUUUAUUUUUAUUUUUUGGGUUGAAUUGUUUUGUUUAAAAAAAAAUCUUCUGCUCUCACCGUCGUCGUCGUCGUCAUCAUCGUCAUCAUCUUCACGAUCAUCAGAACAAGCUUUGACAACAGCCAGAAUGGAUUGACGGAUGGAUGGAUGGAUGGAUGGAUGGAUGGAUGGAUGGAUGGAUGGAUGGGAGACAGACGGGAUGCUGCUCAGUUUGGAACUUACGUGUCUUUCUCCCCCCCCACCCCCCCCCACCCCCCCCCCACCCCCCGGGAGGAGGUUUUAUUUUUAUUUUUCUCAAAAUAUAAAAAAGAGACUGUUAUGAUUAUUUAACUGUCUGUCCGUCACAUUUUACCCCUCACCUCAGCAGCUGUGAAUACAGAGCCCUGUUGGGUUCUUUCUUUCUCUCUUUCUCUCACUCUCUCUGUGUAUCUUUCAUGCUAUCUCUCGGCCUAUCAGUGUUGUUUGCCAUGUGCACCAUGCAGGCGGGUAGUAUUGUACAGUACAGAAGGACAAAGACUUGGGGGUGAGCUCACUCUUCUCUUGUAACUGCUUUCCUCUAAAAAAGAAAAAAAGUGUAAUUAAUUGAUUACUCAGAACAGCAAAACUAUGUAUAAUGUGAUUCGAUCCAGGUUUUUAUUUUUUUAAAUUCUAAUAAUGUCAGCUCAUGGUUUUUGAGAUCAUUUUUUGGCAUCAUGAUAUUGUAACACCGCUACAUGUUGCAGUGGAGGAGGAAGUUAUUCCAUCUUCUGAAAUGUGAAAAGAAAAAUUUAAAAGCAAUUGAUUAUGAAACAUAGCUAGAAUCUACGCUCCCUUCGACAUCUCAUCCAGUGCUACAAGAAGCCACGAAACUUUCCGAAGAAUAUAAAAAAAAACGGGGUUGGAUUGCUUUGCUUUCUCUUGUCGUAACCAGGGAGCUAGUUAGCCAUCUUCUCUUGCUUUCUCCUCUUUUUUUAUUCUUAUGUAUGUACAAUACUUUGGAGAAAACUUCUCACACAGUACAUGUGUUUGCAACCAUUGUAUAAAAAAAAGCAUAAUGAUACCUUAAGCUGCGUUCUUUGCUGUGAUUACGUGACCUCUGGUGAUGCUAACGGUACUGAGCCGCAUUGACGUUGCGCCCGUCGUCACAGCAAAAACAGCGCGCUUUCUGGAUAUUGUUCCUAUAUAAUGACAUUUAAGUAGAGGCUUUAGUAAUAGAAGUUCCUAACAAAGAUGUGAUGGAUAAUUCAUUUAAAGCUGUCAUGAAAUUGAAUCAAAACAGGAUGGGUUGAGUCACCAAAAAAAAAAGGUAUUAUUUUCUUCUGCAAAACCUGUUUUAUCAGUGUUCUUUUGUUUUUGGGGAUUCAACCCUCUCCUCCCUCCACCUCUGGUUCCCUGAUAAAGACUUCACUCCACUGGCUAAACACACAUGCAGUUUUCUGUCGACUACUGUUGCUCAGUCAGACACUGUCUCUCUCAGCGAUAACAGACCUCUGUUAACUAAAAAAUGUGCUACUUAUAGUACACACUCUACCAGGAAGUUAGAAAAAGGAAAAACCCUGCCGAGACAUUGCCUCUAAAUAUUCUUUACAUGACUCAAUUAAUGUAAAGAUGUCGGGUGUAAGAAAUACCUGACACACUAUACCCAAAGGUUUGAAGUGUAGGAUGCUAUAAGGACUGAAGUCACACAUGUUUUGUAUCAGUCUCUCUAAGGGAUGUUUUGAAUCUUUUGAAGUGAGGCUGUAUGAGGUACCUAUCCUUAGUUAGUGUAUUGCCUAUGGUAGACGUCAGCCAGCACACCCCCACUUUGGAGAAGCAGGCAGGAGUACUGCCACAGUGAUGGCAGUGUAAACAGCCGGAAUCAAGACAGUUUAUUUGCCCCAAUUCUGAGGCAUCGUUUAUCCUGAGUCUCAGCCAAGUCAGGCAACCAGGUGCAGCCCAACUUAUUUUUUUUCAGCAUACCAAGUUUGGGCCGAUGCUGGGCUAAGUCAUUUUUGGUUCCAGUGACAGCAAUGUUGGCAGCCGGUAUCAGGCCAGGUUAUUUGGCUUGAUUCUGGGGCUUGAUUCAUCCUGAGUCUCAGCCUAGGAUAGACACCGGAAGCGGCCCAACUUAUUUCUUUCAGUUGGCCAAGUUUGGAUCCAUGCUGGACCGAAUCAUUUUUGACAACGGCCUGGUCACAGCAGUGUUGGCAGCCGGAAUCAGGACAGUUUAUUUGCCCCGAUUCUGAUCCGUCAUUCAUCCCAAAUCUCAGGCAAGUCGGUGCACCAAGUUUGGGUCGAUGCUGGGCCAAGUUAUUUUUGAUGACAACCUAGUGACAGCAGUUUUGGCAGCCGGGAUCAGGCCAGGUUAUUUGGCCGUCAUUCUGGGACAUCGGGAAUGUCAUUCAUCCCGAGUCUCAGCCAAGUUGGGCAACUGGGUGUGGCCCAACGUAUUUCUUUCAGCGUGCCGAGUUUGGGCCAAUGCUGGGCCAAUUCAAUUUUGAUAACGGCCCAGUGAUGGCUGUGUCAGCAGCUGAAUUCGUGACAGUUUUUUGGCCUGAUCCUGGGGCGUCAUUCACCCCAAGUCUCAGCAAUACAACAGCUUCAGUUCCCUGUCUGAAAGGGCUGUCUGCGUUAUGGUAAAGUGGUGAAAAUAUGACUUUUUUAUUUAACUUUCUAUAACUAAAAUAUGUUUGGUUGCUGCUCCAGUCAACAGCAGUUCUUUGCUUAGCUUCCAUGGCGGUACUCUUGAAGCUCCUCCAAGCACUAAGCGUGCCGACUGACAUCUAUUUUAUUUAAUACGCCGAUUAUGGUAAAGUACCUCAUAGAACCCCACUUCAAAAAAUCUAAACCAUCCCUUUAAGGCCUUUUUACACAGGAGUAAUUUUACCAGGGAGCAUCCAGUGAUCUGUACCAACCACAAAGGUCCUCUUCUGUCAAAUCUGCCACGUCUCUACUCCAGCACAACAUCAGAUGUUCCCUGAUCGAACUACUCCUGUGUGAUUCCUCGUUCUUGGUUCAUUGUUUCUCUCUUCCUUGUGUCGUGGAAACUUGGGGACAGUAGUGGAAUCUGUGGAGAGGGUUUGUUUUUGUUUUUGUUUGCACACAGCAUAGACCUCACAUCCCGAUAUUCGUUUCAUCACCCCUCUGUAAAUGCAACUACCUAACUCAUCACUCAAAUUAGGUCAACAACAUUACAGUCCACUUCAGUGGAAUAGGGCUUUCUUGUGUACUGUUUUUAUUUUUACAGAGAUACUUUUACCGUAUGCAACAGAUAUAGAGGGAUAGUAUGCAAGGUCAACAUUCCACCCACCAACUCUUCGAUGUUGUAUGAUGUGAGAACCACUUUGUGCUCCGCUGAAAAGCUCUGUGUGUGUAUUUGUACGUGUUUAUGUACAGAUCCAAACAGAGGCUCAGGAACAGUCGUUAAUCUUUCUUAAUAACUUUAAGUCCUAAAUGCAGGAAAGUUUUGCUCCUGAACUCAAAACAGAAUUUUCAAAACUGAUUUACCAAUGGGUUUCUAUUUUUUCUACUUCUACAUUUCUGUGUAUGUAUUUAUUACAAACCAUCCAUAGAGCGUCUCUUUAUUACCUCGUUGUUUUAUCGGACAGAAAUUCUGUCUUAUAUUCUUUCCUUUUGACCAUGUUUUCACACUGCGAGCAGCUUGUUUGAUCAGAAAAACCCUGCAAAUGUUUCUGCUUUAUCUGUUUAACAUUUGGCAGUUUAACAUGGUUUUGAUUCAACGAUGCUGGCUAUCAAGCACUUCUUAAAUUGAGAAUGAGAGAAAUUAACAACCGGAGAAAUUUUUACAGGAGAAGCUAGAAUAUGAAUGUUGGUCCUUUUUGGUGACUAAUAAUAAUACUGAUCAGAAAUUUUAUUUUUAUAGCACCUUUCAUACAAGAAAUGCAGCACAAUGUGCUUUAAAAGAAAGUCAGUAUAAGCACUGAGUGCUUCCCCAUGAAAAUAGAAUGAACACAAAACAGAGUCUAUUCAUAACAUCAUGGAGUUGUAAAAACUAUAAAUGAUAAAAUCGAGUAAGAUUUUAAAACGGUUGCAGCAGGGUGACGCGUACAUGGAAAGUAAAAGUGUAAAAAGAAAGAGUUUCAGACCUGUAUUAGGAAUAUCAGAGCUAGUUAAAGGCUAAAGUGAACAAGUGCGUUUAUAGAUUUCUUUUAAAAAAAAUUUAGCGAGCUAGCUCCCCUGAUAUCCAUAAGUAAUGUUCAUAGCUUUGGGCCGUCAUUGACAAAGGCUGCAUCCCGAUCGUCUUCCUUAAUAACUAAACUUAAACAAUCAAAAUUUGGACACCAAUGCAGUAGUAAACUGAAUCCUACCUGCAAUUUACUUCAUUAAAGGACCCAUAUUGUCACUUUUUAGACAAGAUUCGAUUCCACUUUUGGUCUCUGAUGAUCAGCAGUUGUACUUCCCUUUAAGGAGUUGGAGAGCGACUCAGAAAGCAAGUUUUCGAAAAACAACAGUCACUAGAGUCUGAGGCUUUUGAUUGCCUGCACUUAGAUUAAUGUCCAUUUUAGCACUUAGUAGGGCAGUGUUCUCAAUCAUUUCAUGUCAAGUACCCCUGAAUUAAUACACUGUCGGUCACAGACCCCCAUUUGAUAAGAUUUUAUUUCAGGCACCUCCAUCUGAAAGGAUUUUGGUUGUUAGGUCAGAAAAGUCUUACUCACAUUGGACUUACUUUAUAGUGAAAAUAAGCUAUUCCCCCGGAACUCCGUCAAGGACCCCUGGUUGAGAAGCACUGUACGAGGCAGCACUGUUAUACAGAAAAAGAAAGCCCAUUAGAAAUCUAAUUUCCAAUUGGUGACAAGCGUCUUGAGUAACUAGCCUUGUCAUGUUGCUUGUUAUUAUAGAUCAGGCUUCUCACAGUGUGAACGCACCAGUCAGACGCUCCUGUGCCGCUGUUUGCUCGAUGUAAAAUACUCUAAAGAGACAGAAGCUCAGCACAAAGUGGAAGAAUGUUUCUAUUUCUGGAAGGAUUCUGCCAGUUUCAGCCUCCUCUUGUUUAUCUGCUCUGAUGUUUUCACACAUACAGUAUUGACACCCCCCCCCCCCCUUCCUUUCACUUUUCUGCGUGGAAUAGGCAUUCCUAUGGAAACAGUUUCCUCUACAAAACCCUGUCAACUGCAGAAACAGCAACUGUCAGCUUAUCAAAAACAUGCCAAAUACAACCAAUGUAAUCCUUUUUUUUUUUUUUUGUUACGGAACAGCCAUUCAACGGAAAACGACAGUCCCUCCUUCCUCACUACAGUUAACAGGUACAAGGUUCUUUUAUAACAUUGGUUUCAAGAUGUUAACAUAAUGUAUAUAACAGAGAAAUGUGAAUAUGUAUUUGUUCAGAAUCAACAAAAAAAAGUAGUGCUCCGAGUUUGUGGUAAAAAAAAAAAAAAAAAAAAAAAAAAAAAUUCUAAACAAAAAAAAAACUACUCGCCUCAGUCAUGUUUUUAUUUUAUGUUUUCUACUUUUUUAUUUUUCUGAUGAUGUAUGUAUGUAUAUGACUAUCAGUGAGUGCGUAUGUAUGUGUGUGAUUAAUACUGUAUAUCUGGUGUUCUCUAAGAUGGAAAAGUGGAAGAUGUCCUGGUUUGAUUCUUUUCUUCUUUUUACUCUUUAGACCCUGCACAGUACCUGUGGGUGUUUCAGAUAACUAUGCCAGAGAAUGGUUUAGCGACUGCUGAAUGUGAUUUUACUGAGAGAGAAGCAGUGUGGACUGGCUUUUUGUACGGGUUAAUUUAAAAAAAAAAAAAAAAAGGCCAUAUUAUUUAAUUUUCUCUGUUGUCAAAAGUUUAAGCAGAUCUGGGAGAGUGGAGCCUUGGUUUUAUGGAGAAGCAUUGCCUGGUUGUUGUAAAUGAGUGGGCUUUUAUUUUUUUUAUUUUCUAACUGUCUGACUGAUGUAGCCUUUUUUGCAUUUGUCAAUAGUAAAAUGACCAAAGCUUCAAGAUGUUUGAUGGAUAUCAUAUGCAAAACCUCAUCAUCACUGGACAAGACAUAAUGUAGCGGCCCUUUUAUUUUUUGUCAAUUUGGAUUUCUCACACAGCGACAUUCUGCUGCUGUUUGUUUUGCAUGUUCGUCUUUUCCUUCGCUCGUUACUUUCUUAGACACAAUCUGUCCUUUAAAGCGGCCUGACGUCGGGUCGCUUUAGAGACGUCUCCACUUUGCCAAUGAGGUCUUUUUUGUGCCUGAAGUGCUAUCACUCGUUUACAGGAAGAAAAGAAAACAUUGCAACCGAUAGCUAUGCACCUUACUGAAACAAGCAUUUCCUCAUGUUGACUUAGGUAUGUAGAAUUAACACUGGAGCAACACUAAAUCAUUAAUUUCAUAGGCAAAGUAUUUGUAGUUACUUUACGAAAACAAUGAAAGCCCCUUCAGUUAGCGUAGUGAAUUUAGUUGAUCUCUGAUGACCUCUCUCAGCUUUUAAUCGCAUUCUUGGAAAAAGAAAAGUUUUUUUUUUUUUUUCCAUUAACUGAAUACUUUAUACCAAACUUAAGGUGCCUCGUGUAUAUACUUUCUGCAGUAAAGAUUGCUCCUUUGCUGUUUAACAAUAAUAACCUUGUUAACCAGGGUUUUUUUAAACCUUUUUUCACCUUUAUAAAAAAAAAAAGUUUACUGUAUUUUAAAUGAACUUUUUUACACAAAUAGAAGAUUAAUCAAAUUAUUCCAGGAAUUUGCAAAUACAAUCUAAUUUUGCACUUUAUACCAGAUUUACUUGGAGUGACAAGGCCAUCAGAAACUGUCUCAAUCAGAUCAGUAUUUGGAGAUAGAAAAAGUCCCCUGAAUGUACCAAGAAAAUUAUUGACUAGCUCAGGUUCUUUAUGAAGAACUUGACUGUAGUGGAUACCCAUUAUCCAAAUGAUGACUAAAAAUUGUACACACUUUACCUUCUUUGUAAUGUAUCUCGUGUCUCUUUCUUUCUCUGUCUACACCAACCGAUCCUCAGUAUUAAUACUAUGCCAAUCUUCUUCAGGUGACCCCCCUCCACCCCUUCUCUUCCUCUCUGCGCUGUCAGCUGACACCUGGCGAACUGUUAAAAAAAAAAAACCUCCAGCUCGAACUCUCAGAACAUUCCUGCUCACAACACAGUUUCAGCUACCGUCAACACUUAGCUCUGUAGCUGCCGCCACCGCUCGGCAUUCACUUUUCCCGCAGCUUUGAACGUGUUUUUCCUUAAACCAAGGUGGACACUCGCUUUUCCUUAGUUCAAGUCUGGUUGUGUGAGACUUAGCCUCUGCUAUCUAGCAACAAUUGUGCACUGACAUAAAUGACAACACACUAACUGUGUUGCUUGUCUUCUCUGUUUUGCUUGUCUUGUCACACUUCUGUGCUGCCUAAUGUGGAAUAUGUUGUGGUGUGCCAAUGACACCAAGACCAGGCCGAGGCUUGGUGCAGGAUCGGGCCAAUGUGUGGUGCAGGAUUGGUUUAAUGUUUGGUGCACGAUUGGGCCAAUGUCUAGUGUAGGAUCUGGUCAGUGUCUGGUGCAGGAUCGGGCUAAUGUCUGGUGCAGGAUAAGGCCAAUCUCUGGUGCAGGAUUGGACCAGUGUCUGGUGCAUAAUCAGGCUAAUGUCUGGUGCAGGAUCGGGCUAAAGCCUCGUGCUGGACCAGGCUAAAGCCCAGGCCAAUGUCCAGUGUAGGUUAUCAUGUUUGGUGUCAUGGAAAUUCAUAGCAAAAAAACAAAAGACAAAAAUAUAUUUGAAGCAUGAAAUAUAUUCCAUACAUGAAAGGAGGAUAGAGUUUGAUCAUUUUUUUUCCCUGAAGCAUUCUCAUUGGUCCAAACUGGUAUUUGUGCACCGCUAAGACUCUCCAUAGUCCUUAAACUCCCACUCAUUCCUAAUGCAGGUGUUCAAAACUAAUCUCUACUCUGUGUGAACAGCAUCAGUAAAGUAUUGUAAAGUGCUGUCGUAUUGGGACUGAGGUUGGAUAUGGUUCAGAGACUUUACAAGAAGGCUUGUUAUUAACUCACCACUUUGUGUUGGUUUUGGGGGGACGGUAAUGCUUUCUCUGGAGAAUUUGACAAAAAAUGACCAAGGUUCCACUUUCUCCCUUGUACAAAUUAAUAUAAAUAAAUAUAUAUAAAUAUAUAUUAUACAUUUUACUCAUUUUUGUCCAGUUUUGUAUAUUACACUCAUGUAAAGUUUGUUUUUAAAAGAGGCAUCGGAGCAGCUAUUACAAGACAAUAUGAGUGACAAUGUUCAUCUGGGAGAAUUUUAUGCAUGUUAUAUUUUCUCUUUUUCUCUCUCUCUAUCUCUCUCUCUGUCUCUUUUAAUACCCCCCGACCCCCCUGUUCAGGUGUGUAACGUGAAUAUAAAGAAAUCUACCUUUUCUUUGGAAUGUUGUAGACAAUCAGUCUCAGGCCGGGUCCAGUCCCUGCAGGGAGUGAGAGCCCUGUAGGCUGAUAGACAAACAAAAAACUAUUUUUGUUUGACAAUUAAAAAACUUUUAUUUGCAUCUACUGGAAGUCUAAAUUUGGAGGUUUGUUCAUUCAUAUGUUCGUGGCUGCUCAAGUUUACACACACACACUUCUCUACUACACUCAAAACACAAACACCUCGUGCAUUUGAUCCCUCUGCUUUUUUUUUUUUUUUUUCCAAGGUGAGGAUGCCAACCUUGAGGAAAUGAUGCUUUGACUAACAAAUCUAUAACAUCUAUGAAUGUGGGAAUGCAACACAUUGCAAUAAAAGCACCAUUUGAAAUGCA